Messenger RNA from Poecilia latipinna (sailfin molly), 1288 nucleotides. RefSeq names its product wingless-type MMTV integration site family, member 9B (gene wnt9b). The coding region runs from base 154 to 1221 and encodes 355 amino acids. Gene Ontology annotation, biological process: multicellular organism development; cell fate commitment; neuron differentiation. Gene Ontology annotation, cellular component: extracellular region. Gene Ontology annotation, molecular function: frizzled binding; cytokine activity. Lineage: Eukaryota; Metazoa; Chordata; Actinopteri; Cyprinodontiformes; Poeciliidae. The transcript is spliced from 4 exons. The record is from RefSeq and is a predicted model, not a curated record.
CCCUGCCUCCCAGCGGACCCACUGUGCCAUGCGCAUCGCUCCAACACUCAGUGUUGAGCAUGUGGGGCCCCUUAAAGAGAAGCGCCGAGUAGACGGCACGGACUUUCUCCAUUGAAGAGUCACCGCAAUGAGGAACAGCGCCGAACCGGCACAAUGCGCUCCAGGCUCCCAGGGACCGCCUGCCUAUUGCGAACAAUUGGACUCUGCAUCCUCCUCUCGAACACUGCAGCUUACUUUGGGCUGACAGGCCGAGAGCCACUGGUGCUUUUACCAGGUCCAUUUUCCAAUGAAGCUCCAUCGGGGAAGGCCCACCUGAAGCAGUGCGAGCAGAUGAGUCUGACCAGGCGGCAGAAGAGGAUGUGCCGCAGAGAGCCCGGUUUAGCCGAGACGCUCCGGGAGUCGGUGCGCCUCGGCCAGUUGGAGUGUCGCUAUCAAUUCAGAAACGAGCGCUGGAACUGCACCUUGGAUGGCCGAGGAAGCCUCCUUAAAAGAGCAUUUAAGGAGACCGCCUUCCUUCUGGCCGUGUCCUCCGCUGCACUAACCCAUGCACUCGCCAAAGCUUGCAGCUCAGGCCGGAUGGAGAGGUGCACGUGUGACGACUCCCCCGGGAUCCAGCACAGAGAAGCGUGGCAAUGGGGGGUCUGCGGAGACAACCUGAAAUACAGCACCAAGUUCCUCAAAAAGUUCCUCGGCCAAAAGAGGGUCAGCAAAGACCUCAGGGCGCAGGUCGAUGCCCACAACAUCAACGUCGGCAUCCGGGCAGUGAAGAGUGGGCUGAAGACAACCUGCAAAUGUCACGGAGUCUCCGGCUCCUGUGCCGUACGGACUUGCUGGAAGCAGCUGUCCCCUUUCCAUGACACUGGGCGGCUGCUGAAGUAUAGAUACGACAACGCCGUGAGGGUGUUGAGCGUCACCAACACGGCCACGGGAGAGACUGAGCUCGCCGGGCCCAGACGCCACGGCCAGAGCCCCCGCAACACCGACCUGGUCUACCUGGAGGACUCCCCCAGCUUCUGCAGGCCCUCCCGCUACUCGCCGGGCACGGGGGGCCGGUCGUGCACCAAGGACACCAGCUGUCAGAGUCUGUGCUGUGGACGCGGCUACAACACGGCCAUGCGGCUCACCAGCCUGUCCUGCCACUGCCAGGUGCGCUGGUGCUGCCACGUGGAGUGCCAGACAUGUGUGAGGGAAGAGGAGGUGUACACCUGCAAGAACGCAUAAACAAACAUUUGGAUAAAGGUGAUGAUCCGACUGAAGCAGCGGGGAGAAAAAAAAAAAGAAAAAAAAA